This is a messenger RNA of Oncorhynchus kisutch (coho salmon), 2877 nucleotides long. Its product is annotated as myelin protein zero-like protein 2. Gene Ontology annotation, biological process: cell-cell adhesion. Bases 269 to 1123 code for a protein of 284 amino acids. The record is from RefSeq and is a predicted model, not a curated record. NCBI's taxonomy places the organism in Eukaryota, Metazoa, Chordata, Actinopteri, Salmoniformes, Salmonidae. The transcript is spliced from 4 exons. Gene Ontology annotation, cellular component: plasma membrane.
AAACAGGUUUGACAAGACUGUACAUCACCCGCCCUCCAGACUGGCAAAGGCAAAUAGUGUGUGAUGCUGCCUAUUUAUGACGCCGCCUACAGUCCUAGUGCGCACAUCGCCCGUGCUUUCAGACUCCCGAGUCCAUAGCGCUAAAUGACUUUAUCAAAAACCUGUUGAGGUAAUCCUUGCAUGACCCUUAGAACUUUCCAUUUUGGAGGUUUCUAGUAACUGUUUGACAUUUUGUCAGUCUUUAAGGCCUGAGCAAACUGCCAAUCCGAUGUAUCGGACAUGGCUACAGUUCCUCGCGCUUCUGGGUGGAUUUGCAGUGCCAGGUGUGCUGCGAGUCGGUGGGAUGGAGGUUUUUAUGUCCAAUGAGGUGGAAGCAGUGAACGGGACAGAAGUGAGACUGAAGUGCACCUUUAAGUCCAAACACCCCGUGUCCCUCUCCUCUGUGACUGUCUCCUGGAACUUCCGUCCCUUGGCCCCGGGAGACGAGGAAUCGGUGUUUUACUACCAGGAUACAGCAUACCCCCCUACAGAGGGGCGGUUUAAGGGCCAUGUGGUGUGGUCGGGGGACAUCCUGAGACAGGAUGCCUCCAUCAGCCUCCAGGACGUUCCCUUCACCUUCAACGGUACAUACACCUGCCAGGUUCGCAACCUGCCUGACGUCCACGGCAUCAACGGAGAGGUCACCCUCAGGGUCGUCCACAAAGUCUCCGUCUCUGAGAUAGGCAUGCUGGCUGUAGCCAUCGGGGCAGCCAUCGCCAUAGUCCUGGUGGUGCUGGGCAUCUUUGUGGUGUUCAAGUACCGCAAACUCAACCGCCACGCCAACACAGACCUGGAGCUGCAGGAGAGGGAACUGCAGGAGAGAGAGUUAAAUGCCAGGGUCCUAGAGGAGAGAGAGUUAAAUGGCAGGGUCAUAGAGGAGAGAGAGCUAAAUGCCAGGGUCCUAGAGGAGAGCGAGUUAAAUGCCAGGGUCCUAGAGGAGAGCGAGUUAAAUGCCAGGGUCCAAGAGGAGAGAGAGCUAAAUGCCAGGGUCCAAGAGGAGAGAGAGCUAAAUGCCAGGGUCCUAGAGGAGAGAGAGCUAAAUGCCAGGGAGAAGAAGGAGUGGAAGGACCCUACAGUGUGUUGAGGGGUCUAGGGGGGUCCAGGGGUCAGGGGCAAAUCCCCUCCCUACCUCUGCUGGUGUGGGUGAGGUGUCCUGUUUGGAUGGACUGGUCUCUGACUAGAGGGGCUGGCCAUUCCAGGUCCACUCUGUUUGGGAGGACUGAUGAGGGGGGGUCCUGCUUACUUCUACCGUCUGCUCACAUGAGUCGCCAUUCAGACUCAACUUGCUACUGUAGUUGAACUUAACCCAGUAUUAGUGAUACCUUUACAUUCCACCACUUUUUCAGGCACCAAUUCAUGUUUUUUAACAAACAGCUAUGUUAUUGUAUUUUAACUAUGUAGUAUUAUGACUACUAGUAGUCUAUUUGAGCUAAUUAUUUUACUGAGUAAUAGUCCAAGAGACCAGUAUGUUGGAGGAUUAUUUUUUUUACCAAAAUGGCUGUUCUUUGGAACUUUUUCACUAACAUCAACUCACACGGGGACUGCUGGCCCAGCUGCCUGACCUGGCCUGUUAUGUCUGUCUGUCUGUGCUUCUCUACAUUAACUCUUGUUAGAUAUGGCUGAAUUGGCACCAGCUGCAGUCUCUUGAUGUGGUGGCAUCCAACUCAACUAGCAGACUGGUUCAGCAACUCUUUGCUCCAGUAUGCAUCUUCUUCUUCAUCACAUUUGGGAUGGUAGCCAUUUGUUCCAAAUUCGUUUACAGAAUUAUUUUACCACUUGAAUAAUCAACAUUCCUCUACAGUUGAGCUAAUGGCUCAUAUGGACAUCAUUCCAAAAAUAAUGUUUUUGACAGCAAAUUUGCGAGUGUGUUUUGUGGUUAUGGUCAAGGUCCCAUGGUGAGUUAAGUCAGUGAAACACUUUUGUUAAACCUGUGGUAUCUGGGGGUUGCUAAGGUAAGGGCAGGGGCUGGUGGAAGCCCUGUAUCUGGCAGUGGCUAAAGUUAAGGCUAAGGGCAUUGGGCAGUAAGGCUUUUGGAAGCUUUCCUGGGCCAGGAGUUUUCAGUGACUAUCUGCCAUUGAGUUUUUCUGGCCAACGCUCUCCUGCUUCCUGCAAAAAUGACAACUUAAAUGACUGCCUAUUACUUCUGGAUAUAAAAGGAACUGUGAUACAUCUUUGAAUGUAGAUGAAGAACCCCACCAUUCCAUGAAGAACCCCACCAUUCCAUGAAGAAACCUGUUUUCCAUGAAGAAGCCUGUUUUCCAUGAAGAAGCUUGUUUUCCAUGGGUUCUGUCAUUUUUGUGUCCACACUGAGGAUCAUGGGUGUUGUGAUCUCAAAGGUUUCUCCCUCUCUCAUAUUCUGCCUCUCCUGUUGUAUUACAAAGCUGCCCAUGAGCCAAAUGAACAGAGGAGUCUAUCCAAGACACUGCCAACACCCCAGUCUGCCGCUCACUCCUACAGUGUACAUGAGUAUGACUUUCCGUUUAGGAGAAACAUGAAGAUGUCACUGACCCAAUCAUGAGGACAUCGCCAGUCCAUUCUAGCAGGAGACUCUACAAGGUGCUGGAUCUGUUCACCUGCUUGUGCAGUUAUCCAAUCUGAUGUGUUAUGUCCCAUCUGAUCAAUACCUGCCGCCAGCCAGCCCCAUUACCCUCCCAUGGGACUGGAAACAGUAUUCUCCUGGUAAAGAAUUCCAUGAAUGAUUCUAUUGAUUUAUUUCAUGUAUGCGUUUGUAAAGAUCAAAACUGUAUAUUUUAUCACACGUUUUAUAAGGUUGAGAGAUUUAUUUUAUUGUGUGUUUUUCAAUAAAAUAAUGCUUGUUUUGAUGGUUUUAACUCGAAA